Messenger RNA from Stylonychia lemnae, 1407 nucleotides. Lineage: Eukaryota; Ciliophora; Spirotrichea; Sporadotrichida; Oxytrichidae. The record is from the annotation of a GenBank genome assembly.
AUGUCUUCUCCUAAUAGGGGCUCUAAUAAUAUAAAUGUUAUUGAUACUCCAGCCACAAUUCUACCUGCAAUUAAAAUUAAUCUUGAGCUUAAUCACAAUAAUAAUUCAUUGUCACCACAGCGUUAGCAGGAACAAAAGGGAAAUUAAAACAAUCAAUUAAACGGUCUAAACUUAAAAUUAGUGAACUCGCAUAAAAGACAUGGAAGUCAUGACUUUCACAAUACAGUCAAUGCGACACAUCAUAAACCUAAAUAUGAUCGGUCACAUUAGUACAGUCAUAGACAGAUGGAAGAAAUUCUAAGACCAAUCAAGAACAAUAUGACUUAGUUGGAGAAGUAUAAUGAUAACCUAGAAUUAUAUCAGACUGAGACAAAGAAGCAGUAUCAAUCUUUUGAUAAAGAAUAGGACAGACACUAUUAAGAUCUCAGAAACAAGUAAGAGGUCACAUUAACUCGUAGAAUGAUGGAGACAUACAAUGCAUAGUCUAUCAAGAAAGCUGUGGGGUAAUAAAUACUAAGCAAUAGGAAUCAGUUAAGAGAUAAAAUGGAGAAGCAAUUUCUCUCAAAGAAUAAUGCUUACAAUGAUAACGAUGAGAGCUUUGAGUAUGAAUGGACUCCAUGCAGGUUUAAUCCAUCAGGAUGGAGAUAUCAACCCAAAGGAUCUCACAACUAAUUCUUAAAUCAUCCGAACAAGAAAAAUGUAGUGGGCUAUAUGCCAUCUGAGCAUAACUAAUCUACAAACACCAGUGAAGUCUAAUCAUUAAAACUAAGAUCAGAAAAUAACUCCAUCCUGCCUCCCUAAUCUAUAUCAAUGGACUUGUAGUCCACUUUAAUGAAGCAAUCUGGAAUGUAAAAACCGAUAGUUCCAAAUCAAUAUACAACCAGCUAUCAACAGAAUUAUCACAAUAAGACUGACAUAGGCAAGUCUAUGAACUCUAUCAACGCCUCUAGAAUACUGAGAUCUAUGGAGUAAUAAAAAGAAUAUGAAGAUGCUCCGUUACCGAAUAUCCAAGCUGCUAAGCUGGCCUUUUUGAAGAAUCUGAAAGAUCAAUAGUAAAAGGUGGUUACAAGUGAUACAAUAGCUAAUGAUAUAUAUUCCUAAGCCAAUAGUGCACUCUAUGGCUACGACAAUAGUAUAAAAUCAUUGAGUGUGAACUCUUCGCCAAUUAGAGGAUUAAAGCUAAGCAAAAAUUCUUCGAUAUCUAAGAUAGUACAUAGCACUUUGGAUGGUAUACUAUCUGGGAACAUAAAUGAAGAAGAUCAAGGAGAAGAUCAAGAAGAUACAAGAAUAUGGGCUGGUAUAAAGGUGCCUUCUCACUUGCUCGAGAAUAUGGGUAAGAGAAAGGACAGAGUUACCAAAUGGGAAAAUCAGUAUUACAACGGUGGUCUAUUCAAACACAUUAAAUGA